Dicentrarchus labrax (European seabass) is the source of this 3593-nucleotide messenger RNA. Its product is annotated as myoneurin-like. Gene Ontology annotation, molecular function: DNA-binding transcription factor activity, RNA polymerase II-specific; RNA polymerase II cis-regulatory region sequence-specific DNA binding. The record is from RefSeq and is a predicted model, not a curated record. NCBI's taxonomy places the organism in Eukaryota, Metazoa, Chordata, Actinopteri, Moronidae. The transcript has 5 exons. Gene Ontology annotation, biological process: regulation of transcription by RNA polymerase II. The coding region runs from base 243 to 2405 and encodes 720 amino acids. Gene Ontology annotation, cellular component: nucleus.
ACAACAGAGUGAAGCUACACUGGCCGGUGUACGCCUGACAACAAACCGUGCGUACCCGCCCGUAGCACCCCGCCCAUUCAGCUAGCACCGCUACCGUAGCAACAUAAGCUAACAGCUAGCUUACAUCAGUUUAGGGCUGUGUUGAGGUUGGAAUAUUAUUCAACCUGUCCGCGGUUUAUUCUUUAUAAACAUUAAAAACGCGGCCUGGCCAUUUACAGAGCUGGAGGGAACUCAAAUCCAGGAUGUGCUCGGUGGUCGGAUGUUAUUCGGGGCGUCGCAGUGCGCAACGGUUCAAGUUACCGGAGGACCCCGAGAGGAGACUGGAGUGGGUCCAGUUUCUCGCUACAGUCAAUAAACAGCGUUUUAAAGAAUCGUCCUGGACAGACAUUACAAUUUGUAGCGAACACUUUGAAAAUGACUGUUUUGAGAACCUGACUGACGGUCAUCCAGGCAGCGUCCAGCUAACGUUAAAGCUCAGUGCUGUCCCAUCACUGUCAGACGACCCGGAGCCACAUAUGGAGAGCCCAGGAUGUGUGGAGCCUGUGGAAACCACAAAUGUUUCUUUUAAGUGUGACAACCUUAACGCAUGCAACAGUCCAACUUCCUACUCUGAAAAGUCUAAACAUAUUGUAAGAGAUGUCAAAAGAAGUCCUGAGUCCAGUGGUGUCUUAGUGUCACCUGAUGUUUCAAAUGCUGUCGCCUCUGGAUCUGACCAAAUACAACAAAGAGUCAUUAAUGAUUUAAACCAGGAAAAAGCUGCGCUUCUACAGAUGAAAGGAAAGUUUGCUGUUAAUGAAAGCUGCCUCCUCCAGUUGUUCCGCCGCAAGUGUCCAUCAUGUGACUGUAAACUUCAGAUGGAGAAGGUCACCUAUGGGGUGCUCAUUAUCUUGAACCAACAGUGCCUUCAGUGUGAGUACAGAUACCAAUGGAAAAGCCAAGUCAAUGCCAGCGUCCCAACAGCUGAGGAUCAACACCUGACAGGGGCCACGGAAGGAACUCCAUACACCCAAAAGAAUAUGCGAACAGACGACAACCUCAGCAGAACAGUUUUCUCUGAGAUCGUCACCUUUAGCGACGAAGAAAGUGAUCCCUCGGAUGACGGGGAGGAAGGCGAUGAAGGCGGGGUGAGUUCAGACGGGGAAUGGAAUCCAACCGAGGACAUCUUGCUCGCUCAAGAGCUCACAAAGGAGUCUGACGAAGAAACCGAAGAUGAUGAUGAAGAAGAAGAAGAGGAGGAAGAUUUUGAUUCCCCGGGUGGCCUCAAAAUUAAUGAGCUCUGCAUAGAGUGUGGACGUUUUUUCAGUAUUCUGAAGCCUCACACGUGCGAGCACAAAGUAAAGCCCUAUUCCUGCAACAUUUGUGGCAAACGAUGUGUUACCGAGAUCUCUCUAAAAACUCACAGCAAAAUCCACGAUGAAACCUACGAGCAUCCGUGCAAAUACUGCCACGUUACCUUCAAAACAAGGCUGGACAAACUAAAACACGAGCAGACGCAUAAAGAUAACAAAGAUCCCUAUAAAUGUCCAGACUGUCUGGAGACAUUCGCCACCAGUAAAGAACGCAGAAUCCACCUGUCAAAUCACAGAACGCCGAAGGAGUUCAAAUGUGGAGUUUGUGGGAUUGAAUUCAAGGACGUGCAUCAUCUUCGGAGACACUCUGUAGUGCACACGGGUUUGAAACCGUACAAGUGCUCAGUGUGCGAGCGCGGCUUCAACCAGACGAACCACCUGAAGUCCCACAUGCGUCUGCACACGGGAGAGAAGCCUUACAAGUGUCAGCAUUGUGACCGUAGCUUCAAUCACAACGUGAGCUUGAAGAGUCAUGUCCAGCGAUACCACUCGUCGGGCUCUGCACGCGGCCGGAAGAAAAAAAAGAUCAAGGAAAGGCUGAGCGCCACUGGUGAUGCCGAGGACGACGGGAACAAGAAGGGCACAGACUCUGAGUUCAACAAUGUAGAAGAAGAACAAGACACAGAAGAGGAGGUGCGGAAGGAGAGAACCGAUAUACGAAAAAGUAGAAAGAGGAGCACAGGUAGACCCAGAGGAAGGCCGAAGAGGAAUGCAGAAGGCGACUUUGUUUUGGAAGGGGAAAAAAAGGGCCCACGUUCGAACACUAAAACUGGAAAAUCAAAGGCGCAGAAGUCAAAGAAAACAGGUUCUAUCGAUGAGGAAAGUGAGGACGAGCAAUCAGACAGCGACUUAUCCUUUGACUCUGGGGAAGAGGAAGAAGAAGAGAAGGAGACAGCGAGAAAGAGCACGGCGAGAUCAAGAGGAAGACCAAAAAAUGACAGUGACACUGAUUUCGACCCAGAGGAAGAAACCAAGAAGAAGAGGUACAGCAGCCAGAGCAGUGGUAAGAGCUUGGCGAGAGGCCGGGGCAGACCAAAGAAGAAUGUAGCAGUGUGAAAAACCUUAAAACACACAGCUGAAGGAUUAAUUUGGUGUGAGUGAUGGUGAAAAGAAAGAAGCCAUUAAGAUCAGAGGCCCACAGAGAACUGGACUGAUAUCUCUUGAGUAGAUAUAUAAAAACAAAACAUCCACACAGGCCAGUGUCUCUCUGAAUUAAAUUGUCUUUUAGUCUAAAGACUGAUACUUUUAAACCUGUUAGCUGAACAUGGGCUUAUGUUAAGUCUCGAGUUCCUUUCAAGAAAAAAAAGUUGUUUUUUUUUUGUUCAAAAUCAGUGCGAAGAGAAGUUAACUUUCACCAAUGAGACCAGCCCUCUCGAUUAUUUGAUGUCACUGACAGUGAAUGGGCAAUAAAUGGGGUCAGGGUCAAGUUUAUAUAUUGUAAUAAUAUUGUUAAAAAAAAUACCUUUCUACUUACGACACUUUGACAGUUUCUUUUCUUAUUUCACUCAAUAACUGUAUCUUGAAGUAUUCAGAUUGUUCAUUGUUACAUGUUUUGAUUUAUGAGUAUUACAGUUUUACCAGUUAAGGCUAAUGAAUCAGACUCAAUCAAUGACGAUGUUCACUUACACAAUGCCUUCAAAUCUAUAGAAACAACAGUAUCUCUGUAGUUCCACCUAAUACAUGUAAGUAUUGGAGUGUUAAUAAAAAUGUCUGUUCUCCUCUUAAGCCCGAGCUUCAGUGAUAAUCAGUGUGGCCUCACUGUCAGAGAUGAUUUUAAAGGCCCGUACCAGUUGUUUUGUAUUGUUUACUCCAUUCACUACAAAUUGAUGAUUCGGUUUACAUUGCUGCUAAUUUUGGUUUCCAUUUUCUUCAGUAUGCUACAAAGUUUGUUAUGGUUCUGUUCUGAUCCAAUAAUUAUACAUUUAUUAAACUCAUCUUGGAACGUUCGAGGACAAACCGUCAUCUGAGAUGUUUUUGUGCAUCAACAUUUCAAUGCAGCAAACUGACCCAACCCACAGUGUGUUUUCAUGAUAUCAAUGUUGGAUCACAGUUUGCCUUCUGGUUGUCACCUCUCCGACACCAGCGUUCAUCAGCGCAGUGAUUUUGUGACAAAAUAUCAGUUCUCAGACCUCAGAGCUUCCCUGAAUGCACCACUGAGGAGGGCUUUGGUAAUGUUGUUAUUAGAACACAAGUGUAUAAAAUACAGUUUAAUAAAUGAAUGAAUAAAUAAAAAGCUAUCCAAAA